Arachis duranensis is the source of this 3144-nucleotide messenger RNA. Its product is annotated as probable glucan 1,3-alpha-glucosidase. The record is from RefSeq and is a predicted model, not a curated record. Gene Ontology annotation, molecular function: alpha-glucosidase activity; carbohydrate binding. The transcript has 6 exons. NCBI's taxonomy places the organism in Eukaryota, Viridiplantae, Streptophyta, Magnoliopsida, Fabales, Fabaceae. The coding region runs from base 119 to 2890 and encodes 923 amino acids. Gene Ontology annotation, biological process: N-glycan processing; carbohydrate metabolic process.
ACAAAGAUGCCCUCAAGGGCAUGGCUGAGUGAGAGUGAGUGAGGAAGACGUUGAUUGCUGAAUGCUGUUACACUGAGUGUAAGACCAUAGCUCCAUUUCCAUGAUCUGAACAAAGAACAUGAAGAACAAGACCCAAACCCUCCCUCUUUUCUUCUUCCUCCUCUUCUUCAACCACGUCUAUUCCUGGAAGAAAGAAGAGUUCCGAACCUGCCACCAAACCCCUUUCUGCAAACGCGCCCGAUCCCGAACCUCAUCCACUUCCACCCCUCUCGUCGCCACUGACGUCACCAUCUCCGACGGAAAUCUCAUUGCCAAACUCGUCGCUAAAUCCAAACAAGAAGAAACCCAACAAAACACAAACCCUUUACUCCUCUCUCUCUCCGUAUACCAAAACGGCGUCGUUCGCGUAACCAUCGAUGAGGACCAUUCCCUCAACCCUCCCAAGUCCCGCUUCCACGUCCCCGACGUCGUCGUUUCGGAGUUUCAAAGCACAAAGCUAUGGCUCCAGCGCGUCACGCAGGAAACCCUAGACGGUGACGAUUCUCCUUCCUCCGUCGUCUAUGUCUCUGAUGGAUUUGACGCCGUGCUCCGCCACGAUCCCUUCGAGGUCUUUGUUCGAGAUAAAUCGAAUGGGAACACUCGUGUCGUGUCUAUGAACUCUCACGGAUUGUUUGAUUUCGAGCAAUUGAAGGUGAAAGGCGAAGGCGACGAUUGGGGAGAGAGUUUCCGAAGUCAUCACGAUAAGCGACCUUACGGUCCUCAGUCGAUUAGCUUCGAUGUCACGUUUCAUGGCGCGGAUUUUGUGUAUGGAAUCCCUGAACAUGCCACGAGCCUCGCGUUGAAGCCGACGAAGGGGCCUGGUGUGGAAGAAUCUGAACCAUAUAGGCUAUUCAAUUUGGAUGUUUUCGAGUACAUUCAUGAUUCACCUUUCGGCCUAUACGGAUCAGUUCCGUUCAUGCUUUCGCAUGGGAAGCAGAGGGGGAGUUCUGGUUUUUUCUGGUUGAAUGCUGCUGAAAUGCAAAUCGAUGUUCUUGGAUCGGGCUGGGAUGCGGAGAAUGGGAUUUCGAAGCUGCCCAAGAACCGGGUUGAUACGCUUUGGAUGAGUGAGGCUGGUGUUGUGGAUGCGUUUUUCUUUGUUGGUCCUACCCCUAAGGAUGUGCUGAAGCAGUACACGAGUGUAACGGGGAUGCCGGCGAUGCCACAAUUGUUUUCGACAGCUUAUCAUCAGUGUAGGUGGAACUAUAGGGACGAGGAGGAUGUGGAGCAUGUGGAUUCUAAGUUUGAUGAGUUUGAUAUACCUUAUGAUGUGUUGUGGCUUGACAUCGAGCACACUGAUGGGAAGAAGUAUUUUACUUGGGACAAUGUGCUGUUCCCUAACCCUGAGGAGAUGCAGAGGAAGAUUGCUGCGAAGGGCAGGCACAUGGUUACCAUUGUGGAUCCUCAUAUUAAGCGCGACAAUUCAUUUCCUUUGCACAAGGAGGCAACUGAGAAGGGGUAUUAUGUUAAGGAUUCUAGUGGCAACGACUAUGAUGGAUGGUGCUGGCCUGGCUCGUCUUCGUACCUCGAUAUGUUGAGCCCAGAGAUUAGGUCUUGGUGGGGUGAUAAGUUCUCUUAUCAGAAUUAUGUUGGUUCAACUCCUUCACUCUAUAUAUGGAACGACAUGAACGAGCCUUCGGUCUUCAAUGGUCCUGAGGUGACAAUGCCUAGAGAUGCUUUACACAUCGGAGGUGUGGAGCACCGUGAGGUGCACAAUGCCUAUGGAUACUACUUCCACAUGGCAACAUCUGAAGGGCUGGUAAAACGUGGUGAUGGGAAAGACAGGCCAUUCGUUCUGUCGAGAGCAUUAUUUGCUGGAACUCAAAGGUACGGAGCAAUUUGGACUGGGGACAACACUGCCGAGUGGGAUCACCUAAGAGUUUCUGUUCCAAUGGUUUUGACCCUUGGUCUUGCUGGGGUGUCAUUCUCUGGUGCUGAUGUUGGUGGCUUUUUUGGGAAUCCUGAGCCCGAAUUAUUGGUUCGGUGGUAUCAGCUAGGAGCUUUCUAUCCUUUCUUUAGGGCCCAUGCUCAUCAUGAUACCAAAAGACGAGAACCAUGGUUGUUUGGAGAACGAAAUACAGAGUUGAUUAGGGAUGCAAUACAUGUUCGCUAUGCACUGCUUCCAUAUUACUAUACAUUAUUCAGGGAGGCUAACACUACUGGUGUUCCUGUUAUGCGUCCAUUGUGGAUGGAAUUCCCAUCUGAGGAAGCUACCUUCAGCAAUGAUGAAGCUUUCAUGAUUGGAAACAGUCUAUUAGUGCAGGGGAUAUACACUGAGCGAGCUAAACAAACUUCAGUGUAUUUGCCUGGAAAAGAAUCCUGGUAUGACUUUAGAACCGGAAAUGUAUACAAGGGAGAGGCAACACACAAGUUGGCUGUUACAGAAGAGAGCAUUCCUGUCUUCAUGAGAGCUGGAACCAUUAUAACAAGGAAAGACCGAUUUAGGAGAAGUUCCACUCAGAUGACAAAUGAUCCUUAUACUCUGGUAAUAGCUCUAAAUAGUUCUCAAGCAGCCGAAGGUGAACUAUACCUUGAUGAUGGCAGCAGCUUUAAUUUUCUGCAAGGUGCCUAUAUCCACAGGCGUUUCAUUUUCAAAGAUGGCAAGCUUACAUCUUUAGACCUCGCACCUGCUUCCAAUGGCAAUGCUCGGUAUCCAGUAAACACCGUUAUUGAGAGGAUUAUUCUGUUAGGACAUGCUUCUGGUUCAAAGAAUGCUCUGGUUGAACCUUCAAAUCAGAAGGUUGAUGUUGAACUCGCUCCAUUCUGGGUUCAAAGGAAAAACUCACCAGCAGUAAUGACCAUUCGCAAGCCUAAUGUCCGUGUCACCGAUGAUUGGACUAUAAAAAUUUUGUGAUGCAAUCAAAGUUACUUUGAGGUGAGGAAUCUAAUCCCCAAUCAUCAAUCUUGGAGGGCAAAACCAAAUUUGCCCUGUUUCUGUAGCUAUGCUUAUAGAAGUUGAGGCAAGAAAGGGAAACAAGUCAACAACAUUCUUGAAGAAUGUCUGCACCAAAUUCAGUUUCCUUGUUUAAUGACGUAGGAUUUGAUAACCUUUUGAGACACCGUUGUUUUCUACGAGAAUCAGUUUGAUAAGGAAAAUUUUUCAUCCUC